AUGCCCUCAGACCCGCACGAAGAAGAAAGGAGCGAAGCAGGUUCUCUAGGCUUGCCAGACCUUGGGGAUGGCAUUGACGCCCUGACCUUCGAGCAGAUCCUGGAGAUGGACGAGGAUGAAGAGGAGCGCGAAUUUAGCAAAUCCAUCGUCUUCGGAUUCUUCGAGCAGGCGGAACAGACCUUUACCAAAAUGGACAACGCACUCAAGCAGCAGCAGCAGCAAACUAAUCAAAUUAUCUUCGUGUUUAAUAGGGAGCUGCGAGACCUAGAGGAACUAUCGUCGCUAGGUCAUUUUCUGAAGGGAUCUUCGGCUACUCUGGGUCUAACCAAGGUCAAAGAUAGCUGCGAGAAGAUCCAACACUACGGCCAGAUGAAGGACGAAGCCGGGAUAAAUGCCGAAUCCGACGAAGACCUAUGUCUAUCCCGGAUCCGAGAGACUCUGGUAACAGUGAAGGAGGAGUACGCCGAAGCAGAGAAGGUCCUGAGGAGAUUCUUUGCAGGCUGA
Molecule: messenger RNA, 504 nt
Organism: Venustampulla echinocandica
Lineage: Eukaryota; Fungi; Ascomycota; Leotiomycetes; Helotiales; Pleuroascaceae
Exons: 3
Coding region: 1-504 (167 amino acids)
Biological process (GO): phosphorelay signal transduction system; phosphorylation
Cellular component (GO): cytoplasm; nucleus
Molecular function (GO): histidine phosphotransfer kinase activity; protein histidine kinase binding
Source: RefSeq, a predicted model, not a curated record